CCAGGCCGGCCCGACCAAACAGUCCCGUCGCUUUGCGGGAGGAGAGCGCACCGCGAGGGGAGAGGGACGAGGAAGGGGAAGGAGAUAGUUCCACCAAUGGAAACGGCGGAGGUGCUGGCAGCCGCGCCGGACGCCGCGGAGAGCGAGGUUGCGGCGGUGAACGGGACGGCAGAGGAGGAGGAUGCUGCUGAUGCGGCGGCGGCGGUGGCGUAUUCGUGGCCUCAGCUCCGCUUCGAUCUCCCGCCGCUCCGCCUCUACCACUUCGCCCGCCAGUUCCGCUCCCCUUGCUCCUUCGCCGCCAGUAACUUCCUCAAGGGAGUGAAGUGGUCGCCCGACGGAUCCUCCUUCCUCACCAGCUCCGACGACAACUCGCUCCGCAUGUUCUACCAGCCGGAGGAUGCAUACAGUACUGCGGCGGAACACACUGCAGAGACCCCAGUUGGAGGCGAAGAUUCCUACGGUGCAAGCCUCCAGGUGAACGAGGGCGAGCCUGUGUAUGACUUCUGCUGGUACCCCUACAUGUCCGUGUCUGAUCCAUCCACUUGUGUAUUUGCAAGCACUAGUCGUGAUCAUCCAAUACACCUCUGGGACGCCACCACUGGCGAGCUUCGAUGUACUUACCGAGCAUAUGAUGCCAUGGAUGAGAUAACAGCUGCACUUUCGGUAUCAUUUAAUUCCACAGGAUCCAAGCUCUUUGCUGGAUACAACAAAGCAAUUAGAGUGUUUGAUGUUCAUCGUCCCGGUAGAGAUUUCGAGCAAUACUCUUUGCUUAAAGGGGGUGAAGGGCCAACUGGUAUUGUAUCUUCAAUCUCGUUCUCUCCUCACAAUGGGAUGCUUGCAGUUGGCUCGUAUAGCCAGACAACAGCUGUUUAUGCAGAGAGUAAUAUGGAGCCAUUAUAUGUUUUACAUGGCCAGCUUGGGGGUGUUACACAGGUGCUUUUUUCGAAAGAUGGAAAUUAUUUAUAUACUGGAGGGCGGAAGGAUCCAUAUAUAUUAUGUUGGGAUAUACGGAACACUUUGGAAAUUGUUUACAAGUUGUACAGAUCAUGUGAUGCUACUAAUCAAAGAGUACAAUUUGAUAUUGAGCCAUGUGGCAAACAUCUUGCCACUGGUGGGCAGGAUGGCAUGGUCCAUGUUUACGACCUUCAAGGUGGUCAAUGGGUGACAGGCUUCCAGGCAGCAGCUGAUACUGUAAACGGUUUCUCCUUUCAUCCGUACCUUCCUCUUGCUACAACAUCGUCCGGUCACAGAAGAUUUGGCAUGCAUGAUGAAAUGGAAGAAGAAUCGAGCUUGGCAGGUGAUGAGAACUGCUGCUCUGUCUGGAAGUUUUCUUGUUCUGAAGAAGCUUGAAAUUGCAUCAAGCCCUGAGCAGUGGAGAUACAAGUGAAGAUUUUGGACUGCAGAUCUUGGAGCAAGAUGGUGCGAUGAGAUUGGGCUAGCUGGUAGCAUUCUGAGUCUAGAUGAGAAAUUACUUGCAACAGCACAAAGGGCCAUGGGAUGCAGAACACUAAAACGGUACUAAAAUCACAUGGUACCAAGGAGUUACUGGUUACUAAGGAAAUUGCCGGCUCUCCUGCUCCACACCGUGCUGGGUAACCAACUAACAAUUGAGCUGGGGAAUUGUAGCUGGUAGACCAUGACAUUACGUGAGUGUUUUUUGGGUGUGGGGAGCUAAUUUGUAUCAUGAAAUGUACCGACCGUAUUUGCUUGUGUAAACCCACUUUUACGUUAGUGGAUUAGACUCUGAUCCCAUUCAAAGGCUUCUGAUGGUCUUUGCUUGUGUGUGGUGGAUUAGAUUCUGAUCCAUAUUUAGGAUCUGUUCUUCUUUCCAUGGUUGCAAAUCUUGUAAGUUGGCAAAUCAGAUUAUGUCGAAGUGUGGUGAUAAUACAAGAAUAGCCGAGCAGGGGAUGAGUUAGGAUUA
This is a messenger RNA of Brachypodium distachyon (stiff brome), 1921 nucleotides long. RefSeq names its product telomerase Cajal body protein 1. Gene Ontology annotation, molecular function: protein binding. Bases 97 to 1350 code for a protein of 417 amino acids. The transcript is spliced from 13 exons. The record is from RefSeq and is a predicted model, not a curated record. Lineage: Eukaryota; Viridiplantae; Streptophyta; Magnoliopsida; Poales; Poaceae.